AAUUUCUAUUUCUGAAAUUCCGAUUUCGGUUUUUUCGUAAUUUUUCUUUCUUCAAUAGAUUGAAAUUACCUUUAUACCCAAAAAGAUGAAGUGGUACCUAGGAGGCUAUUUUCACCCCUAGUUGAAAGUUUAAAAAACAGGACUACACACAAAUGCAAAUCGAUAGUCUUGUUCGAAAACAUCAAAUCUAUUUUGACUCUGUAAAUCAAUUACACACAGAAAAGUGAAAACACACACACACACACACACACAGUAACUCCCACACACACACACACAGAGAGACACACGUUGUGUCGUGUAUAUGUAGAGCCAGGCACAGAUGUAAUGGAGGGAGUGGUGAAAUAAGUCCAACUGAGUCACGUAAAAAUACAGGCAAGAAGACGGGUUUUAAGGAUUGAGUUCCACCUCAACACCCAACUCGGAAACUGCCCCCUUUUCUGCUACCUUUGUCUUGUUCGAGUAAUUAAUUGCUUCUUCCAUGAAUCCAAUUAUUCAUUGCUUGAACAUGGGUUGAUUGCUAAUUUCAAGGAUUUAUUUCUUAAGCGGUCGUAAAUUAUCUGUUAUCGAACUAUUCAUCAAAUUAACCGGUAGCAAGUGAAAAGGAAAAAAAAAUAGAAGAAAAAAAAACGUUCGUCGUCUUCUUGAAAACAGAAGGAAUUAAUAAACCUCAAUUUGGAAAUUAAAAAAAAAAGAAAAAGAAAAAAAAUCAUGAGUCCUGGAUGCAGCGCCUAUGAGGGCACAAUCGAGUCCCAGAGUACAGAUUACGGUAUUGCCCCUGAUAGCAUCGAGUUGAGGGCCUCUCCUCAUAGAAAGAAUUUGACUAUUAAUGGCACAAAGCGCGGCGUUGCAUCUAAUACUGCUGUGCAUGAACUUCUAGAAUGUCCCGUUUGUAUGAAAGUAAUGUACCCUCCGAUUCAGCAGUGCCCAAAUGGACAUACUUUAUGCUCCAAGUGCCAAUUGAAAAUACGUUGCUGCCCAAUUUGCCGUCACGAGCUAGGAAAUAUAAGGUGCUUGGCAUUGGAGAGAGUUGCUGAGUCACUCGAAUUGCCGUGCAAAUAUCAGGUCGUAGGGUGUCAAGAUAUUUUCCCGUAUCACGGGAGGCUGAGGCAUGAGCAGAAUUGUCGGUUUCGCCCCUACAAUUGCCCCUACGCUGGAGCCGAGUGCCACGUCAGCGGCGAUAUCCCAUUCCUUAUGGCCCACCUCAAGAGUGACCACAAGGUCGAUAUGCAUGAUGGCUCUACUUUUAACCACAGAUACGUUAAGUCCAAUCCGCAAGACGUUGAAAAUGCCACGUGGAUGCUCACCGUUUUCAAUUGUUACGGGUACCAGUUCUGCUUGCACUUUGAGGCGUUCAAUUUAGGAACAGCCCCAGUCUACAUGGCGUUCAUUCGUUUCAUGGGAGACGACCACGAUGCUAGAAAGUUCACUUACACCUUGGAAGUCGGAGCCCACGGCAGGAAGCUGACGUGGCAGGGUAUACCUAGGAGCAUACGCGACAGCCAUACGAAAGUACGCGAUAGUAUGGACGGACUAAUUAUUCAGAGAAAUAUCGCGCUCUUUUUCUCCGGGGGUAACAAGCAGGAGCUGAAGCUGAAAGUUGCGGGGCGAAUAUGGAAAGAAGAAGCGUAAAAGAGGAAGUACCGAAAUUUCUUUAUUUUAUUAACUAUUUUGUUAUUUAUGUAUAUGUAAAAAAAAAAAAAAGUUUGAGCUAGUUGUAUGAUGUGGGAUGAUCUUUUAAGUGUUGUUGGCUCAUUAAUUAAGACUGAUUGAUUAUUAACCUUAAAAAGAUUGUCAUAAUUGUGUCAUUCAUUCAGCUGUGUUUGUUGUGGUUUCUCUA
This is a messenger RNA of Erythranthe guttata (spotted monkey flower), 1837 nucleotides long. Its product is annotated as E3 ubiquitin-protein ligase SINAT2. NCBI's taxonomy places the organism in Eukaryota, Viridiplantae, Streptophyta, Magnoliopsida, Lamiales, Phrymaceae. The record is from RefSeq and is a predicted model, not a curated record. Gene Ontology annotation, molecular function: ubiquitin protein ligase activity; protein binding; zinc ion binding. Gene Ontology annotation, biological process: ubiquitin-dependent protein catabolic process; multicellular organism development. Gene Ontology annotation, cellular component: cytoplasm.